This is a messenger RNA of Entelurus aequoreus (snake pipefish), 3590 nucleotides long. Its product is annotated as oocyte zinc finger protein XlCOF6-like. Gene Ontology annotation, biological process: regulation of transcription by RNA polymerase II. The transcript is spliced from 4 exons. The record is from RefSeq and is a predicted model, not a curated record. Bases 312 to 2516 code for a protein of 734 amino acids. Lineage: Eukaryota; Metazoa; Chordata; Actinopteri; Syngnathiformes; Syngnathidae. Gene Ontology annotation, molecular function: RNA polymerase II cis-regulatory region sequence-specific DNA binding; DNA-binding transcription factor activity, RNA polymerase II-specific.
AACAGGACGAAGAAAAAGAAAGAUGGCGUUUGAUGGAGACGACGUUAUUGUGGUUAUUACAGUGCUGUUCUUCCAACCAACACGAACAUGUGCACAUGUACGCUGUUUAGUAGAGUAAACGUCGUUAAUGUAUGUUUUUUGGAGGGUACAUUAGUCUAAGCGCACUCAAUCAAUCAAUGACGCUUUCCGCGCUAGCUUAGCGUGCUAGUUAGCUUAGCUUGUUAGCCGCUAACAAAGAGAGGCGGAAGUGAUCAAAACACAUCGCUAAGCAGAGAUCAAGUGUGAGUGUAAAGUGUUGUGAUUGUGUGAAAAUGUGCGAAAGAACGAUAGCAGAGUACGAGGAGGAACUUUGUCCAACAAAAGAGGAGAAGGAGCGACAACAUCAACUACUGGACGCUGUUUUCAAGAAACAUCAAGUUGUGUUACACAGAACAGCAGACAUCCAGCAGCUUCCUCACAUUAAAGAAGAAGAAGAGGAGGAGCCACAGCCCCCACAUAGUAAGGAGGAAAUGGAGGAAGUGUGGAUCACUCAGGAGGGAGAGUGUCUUCUAAGGCAGGAGGAGGCUGAUCUCACCAAGUUUCCACUGACUGUUGUCUCUGUGAAGACUGAAGAGCAUGAAGACAAACCACCUGAGUCCUCACAGCUUCAUCACAGUCCAAACGUCCAGCAGCGCCCCCACAUUAAAGAGGAAGAGGAGGAGCCACAGCCCCUACAUACUAAAGAGGAAGAGGAGGAAGUGUGGAUCACUCAGGAGGAAGAGUGUCUUCUAGGGCAGGAGGAGGCUGAUCUCACCAAGUUUCCACUGACUGUUGUCUCUGUGAAGACUGAAGACCAUGAAGACAAACCACCUGAGUCCUCACAGCUUCAUCACAGUCCAAACGUCCAGCAGCUGUUUGGCCGUCAAGAAGAACCUCUGCUUCAGUUACUUGGGGGGAGCUCCACUUUGAAGCGGGAGGAUCCAUAUCCCUCGCACUUUAAAGAGGAAGAUGAUGAACUCUGGAUCACUCAAGAGGGAGAGCGUCUUCUAGGGCAGGAGGAGGCUGAUCUCACCAAGUUUCCACUGACUGUUGUCUCUGUGAAGACUGAAGACCAUGAAGACAAACCACCUGAGUCCUCACAGCGUCAUCACAGUGAAAGUGAGGAGAAGAGAGAGGCGGAGCCUCCAAGCAGCAGCUCAACUCAACACAUGACAACAGAAGCUGAUGGAGACCACUGUGGAGGAUCACAAGCAGACAAGCUCUUAGCUCCACUAUCAGAUAGUGAGGACACAACGUCACACUCUCCUGACACUGAUGAUGAACACUCUAAAGAUGAUAAGACAUGUCACACUGACAACACACACUUCACGUGCUCUCACUGCGACAAAACUUUUAAAUACCAUUAUAAUUUGAAAAUACACAUUAGAAUACACACUGGAGAGAAACCUUUUUCCUGUUCAGUCUGUGGCAAAACGUUUAAUCGCCGUAACAAUCUGAUAAUACACAUGAGGACGCACACUGGCGAAAAACCGUUUUCCUGUUCAAGCUGCAACAAAAGCUUUUGUGACCAAUCAAACCUUGUGGUACACAUGAGAACGCAUACAGGGGAAAAACCUUUCAGUUGUGCGGUUUGUGCAAAAGGCUUUGUGAGAAACUUUGUUUUGACUCAACACAUGCGGACGCACACCGGAGAAAAACCUUUCAUUUGCUCAAACUGUGGCAAAAGGUUUUCUCAGAGGGGAAAGCUGCAGUCACAUAUGAGAUCACACACAGAAGUGAAACGUUUUAGUUGUUCAGUCUGCAGUAAAAAGUUCUAUGAUGAACAUAAUAUGCAAACUCACAUGAAAACACACAUAGGAGAAAUGCCCUUUAGUUGUUCAGUUUGUGCCAAAGGCUACGUUAGAAACUCCGAUUUGGUUUCACACAUGCGGACACACACCGGAGAAAAACCUUUCAGUUGUUCAGUUUGUGGUAAAAGAUUCUCUAGCAAACGAAAUAUGCAAUCACACAUGAAAACACACACAGGAGAAAAACCUUUCAGUUGUUCAGUUUGCGCUAAAGGCUUCGUGAGAAACUUUGCUUUGACUCGACACAUGCGGACACACACCGGAGAAAAACCCUUCAUUUGCCCAAAUUGUGGCAAAAGGUUUUCUCAAAAGGGAGCAUUGCAGUCACAUAUUCAAACACACACGGGAGUGAAAAGUUUCAGUUGUUCAGUUUGCAGUAAAAGAUUCUCUCACGAACGAAAUAUGCAAACUCACAUGAGAACACACACAGGAGAAAUACCCUUUAGUUGUUCAGUUUGCGCAAAAGGCUUUGUUAGAAACUCUGAUUUGGUUCAACACAUGCGGACACACACCGGAGAAAAACCUUUCCGUUGUUCAGUUUGCGGUAAAACGUUUUCUCAGAAGGGCACAAUGCAGUCACACGUGAGAACACACUCAGGAGAAAAACCUUUUAGUUGUUCUGUUUGCGGUAGAAGAUACUUUAGCAAAUCUAGCAUGCAAACGCACAUGAGGGCACACACAGGAAAAUGACAUUUCUUUUCUGAACGUCCUCUUUGAACAGACUCCAGCAUAGUCAUUAAUGGUCUGCUGCAGGGCCUCUCUAAAGUCUGGACCCGGUUUCAGAUCCAAAUCACGAGUCAGUCUGGACCCAUUAGAGACACAGCCACUCCCGCCUUAUAUUAUGAUUUACAAAUUAAGUUUCUGUUAGGUACUGGUUAAAAAUAAAUCAAUAAAUGGUUUGCAAUGAUAAAUAGAGUGUCUUGACAUAUGAUUCCAUUAAAGAUAACCGAUAAUAUUUCCACAUAUUUCACUUAAAUUCAUAACUGGGAUAAGAACAUGUCACAUACGAGUCCAAAUACUUUCACAGGAACACAUCACACCCUGACAUUUGGUAAAAACAAAGUCCAUCAUAAAUAAUAACAGUAAUGAUAACUCAUAUGUCUGUAUUAUUAUUUGGUGCCCUGUUGGUACUUCUUUAAGAUACACAUCCUGCUCCAACACACACAGUCAGCAGUUUGCUCAGUGUCACGCUGUGUUGACCUUUGACCCUGCCCUGUCACAUCAUUAGGAGUUAGACACACUGUUAGGAUCAUUUGAUUGCAUCAGUAUACUCACACAUAUGAAUAAUGUCUAACAAGUAAGAUUCAUAAAGUGUGUAAAUAAUGAAUGACCCCUAUUGUUAAUCAGAGUGUAUAUGAUGUGUUUUGGAAAUGCCUUAUAGUUUCACAACAACCUUGAUGGCAAGUACAUGUACGCGUCUCAUCUUGACGGACUUUUCCCCGGAACACAAACGUUGAAGACGGCACCAUUUUUGUUUUGUUUUUGAGAUUGUGCUAGUAUUGUUUUGAAAGUGUGCAGGCGGCAUAACAAUUCUUCAUGAGUUUAAGACACUUCCACUCAAAAGUGUGAUACUCAGGUAGCAAUCAUCUAUGUUCAUGUCAUGAGAAAUAUUAUUUUUUUACAACAAAAGGUGUUCAGUGAGUUCAUUUUUUAGUUGUUGAUGUUAGCCUGCACAGGAAAUGGAAAUUAGCCUUGGACUAGAAUACACAUUUUCCAUAUGUGUCGUUAAUAUGUACUGUCCAUAUUUAUAAAUAAAUAUACACU